UUAAAGCUUUAAAUAAUAUUGGAGAUGGGAGAAAAUAUAUUGUUAUGUUUCUUUCUUUUUUUGGCAUGUAGAUUUGGUGUAUCCAUCUAAAAUAUUGAUAUUGUUAUUUUUCUAUUUUACUCCUAAAGUGAUUAGAAUUUAGUUUCACGUCUUAAGAGAUUUUGUUAACAUUGCAAGUUUGCAACAAUAUACUGGAUGACAGUUAAAGAAAACUGAAUCACUUUAACCAAACAAAAAGACAGAAUUAUAUUUUUGUUUUUCUGAAUGGUACAAAAACAAUAAGCUACAAAUUACAGGCAAAUCAUGUUUUGAUUAGUCUUCUUAACUCUUUCAAUUAGUUGGUUUCUUCUUCGUAAAUAUGAAAUGAAUAUUGGUCGAUGGAUUUACGGUCACCCCUGAAAUAUCAGUAUGCAGCUUGGUAUCAAGGAAUCAACAAAAAGUUUCUUUUUAAGGUAAGAUAUCUUAAGAUAAAGAUAUCUUAAUCAACAAAUAUUCAAUUCCAUCUUGAAAACGAAAUUGUGUAGAAAUAUGGUUUCACACCAUUUCUUUUUGCAUUUACGUUUGUAUAUGCAUUAGUAUUUUUUUUUACAGAUAUAUACUGAAUUCAUAUAUAAAUUGUACCGUACGUAAAUGCCAAACGAAAAUAGAAGAGAAACCUUACGUUUGAGUUUGAACUUUGAAGUUUGUGUUUGUGAUGAUUUUGAUCUUUUACAAGAAAAUGAAAAUAUUCCUUUUCACGAACUACAAUAGUGCUUUAUUCAGAAAUGUGAAUUUCUCUCUCGCAUAUAAACGCAAAUACAGAUAUUUGACACGAAUACAUUUCCAUUAUUGUUAUUAAAUGUAUUCAAAUAUUUGUUCAAAAAGUCUAUUCGGGGACAUCUGAUAAAAUUGGAACGAUACAGAGAAGAUUAGCAUGGCCCUUGCGCAAGGAUGACACGCAUAAAUCGAGAAAUGAUCCAAAAAAAAAAAAAAAAAGUAUUCCAAUAAAAAUAUUUGAAUACAUUUCCAUAAACGUUAUUCAAUACUAUUUCAAUAACUUGCCUCACUUAUGCGGCUUAUGCCAAGUAUCAGAAUUCAAUAACUUGCAAGAAAUCUGGAAGUCAUGCCACAACAAGCCUCUAGGCCCUCUACUAUAAAAGCCCUCAAAAGCUCCCCAAGUUUCUUACACAACAAAAUGAAUAAGCUAAUCUUCCUUCUUCUCCUCUCUCUCGUCCUUCUCCCUCUUCACGUAUUUGUGGCGGCGCUCGGCAGCUGGAGUCCCAUCAGCGACGUUAAGGAUCCUCACAUCGUAAAGAUAGGCGAAUUCGCGGUCUCUGAGUAUAACAAACAGAGCAAAUCGGGAUUGAAGUUUGUAACAGUUGUUCGCGGUGAGUCUCAGAUAGUCUCUGGUGUGAAUUACCGGCUUGUGGUGGUGUCUAAUGAUGGCACCGACCCGAGCAAAAACUACGAGGCGAUUGUACUGGAGAAGCCGUGGCUGAAAUCAAUGAAUCUCACUUCCUUCAAGCCAGCCACUAUUAAUGGUCGCUUCCUAUGAUGAGUUUACAUGUAGUAUAUCUUUUAAAUAAUAUAGCAAAAAAAGUUAAAAUAAACAAAGGAAAUGUUCAUUUCUGUAUUAUCUGGUUUUCUGAUUUCAUGUAUGGGCAAAUGAUCUGAAGAAAUUGAUAUUAAACAA
Messenger RNA from Arabidopsis lyrata subsp. lyrata, 1672 nucleotides. RefSeq names its product cysteine proteinase inhibitor 5. Lineage: Eukaryota; Viridiplantae; Streptophyta; Magnoliopsida; Brassicales; Brassicaceae. The record is from RefSeq and is a predicted model, not a curated record. The coding region runs from base 1103 to 1534 and encodes 143 amino acids. The transcript has a single exon. Gene Ontology annotation, molecular function: cysteine-type endopeptidase inhibitor activity.